Molecule: messenger RNA, 5237 nt
Organism: Plutella xylostella (diamondback moth)
Lineage: Eukaryota; Metazoa; Arthropoda; Insecta; Lepidoptera; Plutellidae
Source: RefSeq, a predicted model, not a curated record
CUGUCACGCCGCCAUCCCGAUUGAUUCUGAAAUGUCACUUAAAUUUUCAAUAAUAAUUCUCAUCUUUUAAUCAUUUGUGCAGUUUUGUACAGUAAUUUUAUAGCAGUUUUGAUUGUUUGUGUUGUGUUUUAAGUUUUAAAUUGAUGUUGUGUUUGUGGAGAUGGUGAUCAGUGGCGUGGAGAGGGCGUCCCAUGGGAGCCAGGAGCAGGAUCACGAAUUGUUCCACAUAGCAAAGGAGACCAAUUUUGAACCUAACGUAGAGUUGCCUACCCGUCCCAGCGAGCUGCCUACCCAACCCAGCCGCCCGCCUUCUCGCACUAACCAACUGGUAGAAAUCGUGGUGUACCAGGGAGACGAAUCCGACACUGAUUUAACUGAACUGUGUAACGAAGAAAUAUACAAACUACGGUAUACAGACAGACAUAUAUGCGGUAAUCCCUUGUGUUAUAAACACGGCAACUUCAAUACGCAAAGCGAUAAAAUAUCGACUGAUUACAACGAUUCAUUGUUUAGUACUUACACCCUCAGACCCAUGGAUCUAAAUUCUAAUGUCUUCCAAAGAUGCUUGAUAGAUAACAUUUCAUGUAAAUUUAUGGAGGAAAAUUUCACUUUCUACAUGGACAAUGUUAUCAGACAUGUUGAGAACACGAUAGAGCAAUUGAAAAAAAUAAGUAACGGUGAUUAUUUGACAGACAGAGUAAGGCAAAGAUGGUUGGAGGUAGAGAAUAAUUUUAGAGAUAGCAAUAAAGAUGAAGAAGACAAGGAAACUAAAGUAUUAGCCACGUGCGCUAGUAUUCCACUUCACGUGGAAACAAAGAAAAGUGGCCGUGUCAUCAAAUGGGACGAUAUAGUACAUUCAGAAAUAGACCUCCGAUCGCUUUCCAAAAUUCUAGAAAAGAAAAUCGUAAUAGAAAUUCCUAAAAACAUUUGUGGGUCAUUCCUGCUACAAUCCAAGUAUGAUGCGGAUAAUUUAAUAAUAAGUUGCAAGAAGAGUCAUGAGAGUGAAGAAUCGAGGGUUGAUGUUGUGUUUAAGCUGAAGAGAUCGGACAAUGGCGAUUUUAUAAGCAAUGUUAAUUCUAUAAUGGUGUUGAAGAAAGCUCCUGCUUUACAGAAUGUUACAGUAAAUGAAGAUAAACAUUUACUUUCAUUGCCAUCCUGUUCGGGAGAUCAAGUUAGAGAAAUUGAAGACAUAACGCACACUGUACAAAUCACAGACACAAAUACAUUACAGACUGCAGAAUAUCAUAAUAUAGAAAUAACAGAAGUGCCUAUAAAAGAAGCUGAUGUAGAUAAACAUUCCGAUGAAUCUCCAGAGAACCUUGUUGAGUCAUCCAUGGACUUGGAUUCAGAAAAGCAACACAAUGAUUCACAAGCUGAGGAAGAAAAUUGUUUAGAUGCCACAUUCGAAUUAACCGAGUCUGAAUCACAAAGUUCGGUCCCCGACUUCGGCCCAACAAAAGAACAUUUUAAGUCCACUUUGAUAAGGCUGUCACAUACCAACGCCUUAGAUUGCAUGCCAGAGGAAGAAGAAGUUUUAGAGAAAAAGAAAUCGCAGCCUAAAGUCCGCGUCAAAUCCCCUUACGAAAACAAAUCACUACAUAUCGAAGAAAAGAAACGAAAAAAGCUCCUAGAAAUCAGAGCGAGAAGGGAAAGAAGAAAACUGGCAAUGGCCGAAGAUUCUAAGAAAGGAAAGAACUACAAAUUUGCAAAAGGGCUCUUGACACCUCAAGCCAGUAAUUCUGUCACGGCCUUGUCGAUAUCGAAUAAAUCUUUUUAUAAUAACAUUUACGGGGAAGCUUCGUCUGUGCAGAAAAAGACAGUUAAAAAAGAACGUAAGGCAAGGAAAACCGUCAGUGUUCCGCAAAUAGGCGUAAUAACCCUUGAAGAAAGUUCUGUGGCUUCUGAACUUUCUUCCCAAUGUACGGAACUAAAUGAUAAGAAAUACAUAAAUAGGUGCUACUUUCUGGAUGAAGUAGAGACUGAAAUCAUGCAGUCUAAUGAAGACCAGUUGCCAAUAACUCCUGACUUCACAGCAACGGACGCUUUUGAUCACAGUAAUGAAGUAACUUGUCGAUCGUUUAUUAAUUCCUUCGAAGAAAACAUGGAAUGCCCUGAAAUUUCAGACCAAUCUCUUUAUGGAAAAGUUAAUGUUUCUGAAAAUAAAGUUGUAAUGUUAAAACCGGGAGCUCCAAAACUACACGUAGAAAGUAAUGUUGAAAAAUCAGUACGAUUAAAAUGCAAGAAGAGUGUCGACAAAAUAUACGAUCUACUGAAGAAGCUUGAAAACAUUGAUAAUUCUGCUGAAGUGAAAUCUCCUAAAAGUAAAUUUACAGCCGUGAUGGACGACCGUGAACAGCUGGGCCGGGAGAGCCUGACCACGAGGGACACCAACAGUGGCACUAGUCUGAAACAUCAACCUGCGCUCUCUAGCAAUAGUAAUUUUAGUUUCGCAAACCCCACAAACAAAAUUACAGAAAUAAUUGAUACUAAUAAAGGAGACGUACGUGAUAUCAAAGAGAUUAAAGUAGACAACAAACCAAACAUCAUCCAGAAGUCUUCCAUACCGAAAGCAAAGAAAGCUGUAAAACUCCCUGAAGAUCCACUAAAAAUGAUAUCGGAAUUGAUUCAGAACAUAGAUCAUGUGCAGAAACGAAAAAUGAAGUCUAUCAACGCAAAACCUAAACCAGAAACCCAGCCUAACGUCCCUAAUGAAAUCAAAAUCAGGAGACCAGAACCUAAAAGAAACCGCAUUCGAUCAGAACCACCAACAAAUUCAACUUCCUUUACAACGGAAUGUAAAAAUAUAAAACCUCCUCGGAUAUCCAAACCAGCCAGUCCAAUAGAAGACAAAAUUGAGUUCUCAAAACGAAAUAUCAUAGAGAUUAUAGACGAGCAAAAAGAAGCGAGAGGGGAAGCGGUAAGAGGUCCCAGAGAAUCCCGGAUAAACAGCCUCGCACAACCAAGGAGGCUUUAUGUCAUGGCACACAAGGAGGAGAUGCAAAGCAGGCCACAUGGGAAAAUGGUUGAACGAGCAAAGAGGUUAUCGCUUAGUCCAGUGGCAGAAAGAAGAACCGGCUCUAUAACUCAAAAUAAGGUUAGCGAGAGGCAAAGAAAACAGAAGAAGGAAUUCCAUUCGAUAGCUGAUGAUGGAAGAGCUGCUUUGCUUCCAAUAUCCGGCGGUCGCAGGCCGCGCUCUCCGAGGAGACGGGCCAUCAUCGUGCCCACCGUGCUCCCGAGACAUUCUACUUCCAAGGUCCCAUCCUCCUAUGUUGAUUCAACAUCUGUAAUUCACAAGAAUGCCGUGGAGACAGCAGUUUCUAAAGCUCAAAGACCGGCUAGUCCGAAGAAAAUGUGCAUAACUUCUCUAUCGACAUCAUCCGAAGAAGCGUCUAACUAUUUAGAAAAAAAACUAAAUGAAAUGGUUAAUACCGUCAUUGAAUCUGAACUUGGUAACGAAGAUAAUGGAUCACCUAUCACAGAAAUUGAUGAAACGGACCAACCGAUAGCAGCCACAAUAUUACAGGAACCACGUGAUGACUCUUAUCUCACUACUGUUGCAAAUGUAUCUGUUGAGUACAAGAAAAAAGAGACCAAUGAUGGUACUGAUGAUGAUUUGCAUGAUGACGAUGCUACUAAGAAAAAAUCUGCCGGUGAUUAUCGGUAUUCUCCCAACAUUUCACCAACGACAAGUGACAGAAAUGAAAAGAACAAACUGUUAGUUUUGCAAUCUGGAGAUGCCGCUUCCUUGCUGAUACAAUCCAGCUCAAAAAAACUUGUGCCACUAGUAUCUGAAUUGAGCUUAGUUCCAUUGCUAUCCAAGCCCUGGACGCUGAAUAUCCCCAUGCAAAUAUCAACUAUCGGAUACGCGUUUUCAAAAUUCAAUCAACAAAAAAAUAGAUCGAAUACCCAAGAGCUUUCUGUACAGUCUUCAAAUUCAAAUGCCCUUAGUUGCAGAAUGAGAAACGUUGACCAGUUUAUCAGAAAACCCUCGGUGGUCUUUGUACAUCAAUGCUCGCAGGCUGAUUCAGCUGAUAUACUGGCGAAUGGUAGAGAUGAUAGAGAUACUGAAAUAAUUCAGUUAUUAGAAAAGGAUAACCUUGCUGAUAAAAUACACACAGACGCACAAGUGGCUACAGUUGGCACCAACACGUCUAAGACAUCAGUAAGCGAAGGACUUGUAGCUAAUAAAAAUAGCACAGGGGAAAAUCCGAGAAGACUGGACAUUGCUACAAUAUCGAAUGGUAAUGCUAGCGGCGAUCUCCAAAGCAACCUCAACACCAACGACUGCCACUCGCUCGACAUCCUGGCUGGAUUGCUGAACGAGAUCCACAAACUAACCACCUGCCAGACUGACAUCACGAGAUCGUAUUCCACCAAAAACGUAGACAACCUCGAAAUCGAGACACUAUACAAAGAGGUUACGUUCAAAUCGGUGGACCCAAUUAUAUCUAUGAACUCUUUGGAUUUGAAGCAGAUGGAUUCGAAUCCCAGUUUGUACUCGUUUUAUUUGUCCAAUAACGGUGAGUUAGUCGAGCGGCAUACAUGUCGGACACCGGUGCUCAACCAAUCAGCGGUCGCGCAAACUUCCACGAUACUGAAAGACAAAGAGGUCCGCAUGGAUUCUCCUGGAUACGCCCAUCAGAUUACUGAAGUGUCCUCUAGGUUCCUAUUUCAAAAUAAGUCUACAACCGCGCUGGGACUGAACCAAGCAGUUAGUGAACCAACAGUGGUGACCUCUAGCGGUUAUGGGCGUCGACGGAUCUUCGUAGAUCAUGUUAAAGUUGAUAAAAUCACAGAACUACCUCGAAAAUUGGCAGAGAGUGAAGAAGCUAGAAAGGAUGUAAGAAAAUGUGGUCAAAUACCGUCAGUGGAUGCUGCUAAGAAAAUAGUAAAAGCUAAUAAAGCCCCAUGUUAUAAGAAAGAAGCAAUAGUGAUAGAUAGAUAUAGAAAGCAAGAGGUAGCUAUUUAUGAUGCAAGUUUAAAAUUGAAGAGAGAUAUCCUGGUGACUGUGUAUUCAAUAUUGGUGUUUACGGUUUUCGCUGCAUUGUCUAUCCCGGUGUUCCCCUAAAUACCCGGAUACUAAAUAAUCGUUAAAUCAAUUGAUGUAUUUUUUGCUUUCAAGUUUUAAUUUUUUAUCAACCAGUACCUAGUUAUCUGUCUUUUGUAAAUUAUUUAUUUAUGUAAUAUAUUUAAUUAAUUUGCGUAAUAAAAUCAAUGUUUUCAUAAUUUGUCUACUA